This is a messenger RNA of Amoebophrya sp. A25, 2111 nucleotides long. NCBI's taxonomy places the organism in Eukaryota, Dinophyceae, Syndiniales, Amoebophryaceae. The record is from the annotation of a GenBank genome assembly.
CUUCUCUUGUGGUAGCGGCGCUUCGAGAAGCUUACGCAGCUCUCGACAUUUCUGACAGGUCGUGGAAUACGGAGCCCGAGCCUACGUGUUGCGUCAAGAUCCAUAGUGUGCACGUCGCUUUUUCGCAUACUGUCGUAAAGUGUACUGGAAAGGAGGGAACCAGAGUAGAGGAGGCAACCGCAGGGUGGGAGACUGUUGAGUAUGUUCAUCUUGUUUCCGAAAUGGAACUAGUGGAGCGUCAAGAUUUUUCGCAAUAUCUAAAGAAUUUCUUCACUGAUCCUGAUCUUUUGGUAGGCACGCUCUUCAGAGAUGCGGCUCAAGCUGUGCAGGAUAUGCACCGUAUGGGAUGGACGCACGGUGUAUGGCAAGGAACCUGUGGCAUCCGCCGGAGGGUUAAGUCAGUAGUCUCAAAGUGUGGCUUUUGGAUCUCAGUAUCCAUAGCCGCUGACACCGUAAUUGUAGAUGUAUAUUUACUAGUUUGGCUGUGUGUGAAACGAAUCUCGCCCCUGUGUAGGCUGCUCUUUCAGUAGCCCCAGGAUACAAAAAAAAGAAACUUUUUCUGAAGUCUCCAAAUCCAAAUCCAAACUUGAAUUUGUAGAGCCGCCCCCCUUCUCCUUCCCUCUAUUCCCUCUCUCAUGUUGCGACAUCAAGCCCGAAAACUUCCUUGUUGCUGUUCGCCGCAAUCAGCAGAAGCUCGUGCUCGCGGAUUUUGGUAACGCGAUGCCUGCUGGCCAGUGGCGGGGACGACAGACUAUCGGAGCUGAUAAAGCUUAUCGGGACCCAGAGCUGACAUAUAGCAACGCCGUCAAUGCAGUCGCCGCAGAUUGCUGGUCACUUGGAGCGACGUUCUACAAGGUUGCAGCAUAUUAUUGCUGGGGCAGUGAUCCUAGCGCGACAGCGAUUGAAAUAGAGAAGAAUGCUCAAAAAUGGGUCUCCGAGAACAUGGUCCCUCAGACACCUUAUGACUUAUCGCUUAGCAGGCAACAUUGUCUGAGAAUCUGACUGCUCUGUGUUCUUCCGAAUAGCACUGCCCCGAUCCUGAUAAAUACCUAUCUUCAACUACUAUUUUAUCUUUUCUUCAACUACUACAGAAACUAUCCUGAUGCAGAGACGUAACUCUGUAGUCCUAUUAGGAUGACACCUGACAUAACUGUUUGAUAGGGCAACAUAUCCUAUUAGUUAUAACAUGACUACACACUGCUGUAUCCUAGAGAAUCUAAUACCAUAGUGUUAUCCUGGUCAAUGUCUUUCUCUUUCUUCAACGACUGACAGAGAUCUUGCAUUUCCUGGAUUUGCAUUGUUUGUGUUGAUGUGUUUCCGCAGAUGAAACGGUCCGUCGGGAUGUUCUAACAGCAAGCGUUUCGCGUGUGGUGGUUUUAUCGCAAAUAUCCAGCGAAUGGCAUUCACACAUCAGACGAUGAUUUGGCCUCUACUCGAGAAUACUUCCCGCCUCCAUUUAAUCAAGCUAAGCCUGCUCGCGUGCGACAACUCUGUCUCGCUGGUCGGCAUGCGCGUGCGAUUACCUGUUUCAUGGCAGUGCUGGAGACGCACGCUUUUAAUGUAGAUCCGGAAGCACGAAGCUUGGAGAAGCUGAAGAAGGCGCUGGACGGCAUCGGCAAGGAGGACUACAGAGAAGAGGCACUACAGCUACCUCCACUUCCUGAAGCCGAAGCUGAAGCACCACAGCCAUCCCAACCACUCCAAGCAGCAGGUUCAGGCACAAGUCCUACUAGCAGUAGCAGCGUCAGCCCCAGCGAUCAAGGUCAAGAACAUUCCACCGAAGGUUCAGGAGGUGGAGACACAUAUACAAGACAGCGUGUACUGCCUGGAGCUAUCAUGGAGCACUCCGCUUCAACAGUUCAUGAUGAAGAAGAUGUACGAGCUCCUGGUCUACGGCGGCCCUCAGCAUUUGAAAUGACAAUAAACCUAGCAGCCGAUGAGCGUACCAAGAACGAGCAAGAGACAUCUGGAUCUGUCCUAGAAGGAGAUCACACUGGUGAUAGUGCUGCCCUUCAUGAACUAAAAUCUGUUUCCUCUGGUGGAAAGGAUAAUGAGGCAUCUGCACUAGAAGUAGAUCAUACCAAGAAGAGUGCUUUCAUCCAAGGUCAAGA